Messenger RNA from Carya illinoinensis, 3106 nucleotides. RefSeq names its product sodium/calcium exchanger NCL-like. Gene Ontology annotation, biological process: intracellular calcium ion homeostasis; calcium ion transmembrane transport. Gene Ontology annotation, molecular function: calcium ion binding; calcium:proton antiporter activity. Gene Ontology annotation, cellular component: membrane. The record is from RefSeq and is a predicted model, not a curated record. NCBI's taxonomy places the organism in Eukaryota, Viridiplantae, Streptophyta, Magnoliopsida, Fagales, Juglandaceae. The coding region runs from base 1207 to 2964 and encodes 585 amino acids. The transcript has 8 exons.
UUGUGAUGUAUUAUUUAAUUUUUUUCAUUUCCCUCUUCCUCAGUUCACAGUUCACUCCCUCCCCAUUUCGUUCCUCCUCUAUCUCUCCAUUGAAAUUUCAUUUCUCCCUUCCUCUCCCUCCCUCCCUCCAUCUCCAUCUUAGUCGGACCUCUCCCUCUCCCUCUCCAUUUUUUUUUCCCUCCCUCUUCUUCUCCAUAUCGUAGCCUUAAAUCUAUGGGCAACUCCAUUUUAUUUUUUCCUCCCUCUUGUUCUCCGCAUUUCGAAUUCCAGUUGCAGAGUUUGUGGGCAACUCCAUUAGGGGUUAAACUCGACUCCACUGGGGGUUAAUCUCGUUGGGUUUUUGGUUUGGGCGGAGUACCUCGCUCCUCCUCUGCAAUGAAAACCUCGUCAUUGCUACCGAUUUCUUCGCUCUCCGUCCUCCGUCUUUGCCAUGAAAACGUCGUCAAGUUUAUUGAAUUAGUUACUAUGAUGACAAAGAACAAGGGGCCAUGGUAUUUGAGCAUGCGGCAAAUGGAAGCUUGCCAGAAGCUUGCACAGAAAGGGAAUCGCAUGUGCUUUCGUGGAGAAGACGAAGGGAGGGCAGAGCUGUCAUGGAAAGGAGGGAGAGCUUCGAGGGAGGAACUUGGGAAGAAGAAAAGCUUCGUGCAGUCGGGACUUUGUGAGAAUAUUGUGAGAAAUCAUGGUGGAUUCUCUGUAACUGGUUUGUGUCUGUAAUACAGACUUGUAUUAGUCUAUAAGUUCUGUGAAUCUGCUAAAUCAGAAGAAUCGAAAUCGAGAAGCAACUUUGUGAGAAGGAAAGUUUGUUUGAGGCAUUUUAUGGAAUACUUUGUUGCAAUUCAUUUAUGCUUUCGUCUUUGGUAUCGUAUCAUCAAUUGUUUGGACGUGUUUCUGAUUAUUUUUUUUCACUAUAUUAGCUGUGCCAUGUCAGCAGAUUACCCGGCGGUUUCUCCCUGCCGGUUGUGCGUAGAAGCACUGGUACAGCACCAAAAUGUGUUGACCACGUACUACUCUUCUAGUUGGCAGAUAGGACAUGUAGGAGUACCUGAAGUUGUUUGUUGGUUGGAAGACUUUCAUGUUCAGGGGCAAAUAACGGUUUAUAGAUUCAAAAGCAUAGACUUUCAUGCUCACUCUCAGAUGUCUAACUGAUCAACACUCCCCCAAAAAUCCUCACCUCCGGCCUAAAACCCGUCUUCUAAGGCUAAGGCCAUGUCCAAGCAUCGAAUCCUCUCCUUCCUCCUGAUCCUCUUCUUCUUCCUGAUCUUACGCGAUCCCUCCUAUGGCCGCUUCAUCACCCACCGUACGUACUUCUCUUUAUCUUCUGAUCUAGUUUCCGAUGGGGUCCAGCAGCUCCGUGGACCGCCCUGCCUCGCUCUAAACCGGUCCUCUUCCUUCUCUGCCGAGUCCACUUGCGAGCAGACCUACGGGUUCUUGCCGUGUACCACCACCGUCCUCGGAAAUAUCUUCCUCAUCGUCGUCUAUGGCUACCUCAUGUUCCUCUCCGCCACCUAUUUGUCCAAUGGCAGCGAGCUCUUGUUGAAGAUUCUUGGCCCUGGUAUUGUCGGCGCUUUGUUCCUUCCAAUCCUCGGCGCCCUUCCGGAUGCCAUGCUUAUUCUCGUAUCCGGUCUUUCAGGAAGCACUGAAACUGCUCAAAGUCAAGUUUCUGUUGGUAUGGGCUUGCUCGCUGGUUCAACUAUUAUGCUUCUUACGAUAAUAUGGGGAACAUGCGUUAUUGUUGGCAAGUGCGACCUCGUUGAUGGAGUUGCACUAGAUUUACUAUAUACAAAAGGGUUUAACUUAACUGAAUCGGGUGUUAGUACUGAUAUCUGGACUAGCUAUACCGCAAUGAUUAUGGUGCUUUCUGUCAUCCCAUUUUUAAUCGUUCAAAUACUACAAGUUCUCAAUUCAACGUCGGGGAGGCACUUGGCAGUCUUGAUUGCGCUUAUUGUCUCUCUCCUACUAUUGAUUUCCUAUUGUCUUUAUCAAGUUCUUCAACCUUGGAUCCAGAGGAGGAAAAUAUCUUAUGUGAAGCACAAGCGUGUUAUAUUUGGACUUCUAAGGUAUCUAAGAGACCGGACAGUGGGAAGGCUGCUCAAGGAUAAUGGUGAACCUGAUGAGGACGGCAUUAAAGAGUUGUUUUUUGUAGUAGACACAAAUGGCGAUGGAAAAAUUUCAUACAGUGAAUUGACAGCAUUGGUUGCUGGAAUUCGGUUUGUAGAGAUUGACCUGAAAAAGGAUGAUGCCGUUGCUAAAUUAAUGAAUGAUUUUGAUACAUCCCAUGAUGGUCACAUUGACGAGAGAGAGUUUGUCAAGUGCGUUUCUCAAUGGCUGAAGAGGGCAACGCGUAUACGGAUUGCCUCUGGUGGUCCUGGUUCUCUCACACUUGCGUUUUUAAAUGCCCUUCUCCAGGACACAGUUAGAGAGCUUGAUUUGUUGGAUGUGGGUGAUGAAAGCGAUGAAGAAUUUGAGGAUGCUAGGGGUUACAGGGGGACAUCUAUCAAAGCAGUGUUAUUGUUGUUGCUGGGAACUGUCAUUGCUGCCGCAGUUGCUGACCCCCUGGUAGAUGCUGUUGAUAACUUUUCUGAUGCCACCGGUAUUCCUGCUUUCUUCAUCUCCUUCAUCGUGCUGCCUUUUGCUACCAACUCUAGCGAAGCUGUGUCAGCAAUUAUAUUCGCUAGUCGUGCCAAACGUAAAACUGCCUCAUUGACAUUUUCUGAGCUAUAUGGUUCAGCAACAAUGAAUAAUGUCCUCUGCCUCUCAGUGUUCUUAGCCCUUGUUUACAUUAGGGGAUUGACAUGGGAUUUCUCAUCUGAAGUGCUGGUUAUUAUUAUUGUCUGCGUUGUGGUGGGUUGCUUCGCCAGCUUCCGCACUUAUUUCCCUCUUUGGACAGCUCUUGUAGCUUUACUACUUUACCCAUUCUCCCUUGCCCUGGUCUAUGUUCUUGACUAUGUUUUGGGCUGGUCAUAAAUUCACGGAUCGCUGCACAAAAUUUUGAUUGGAGGAUGUACUCCAUUUCCUGUACUUAGAACGGAGGUUGUUUCUUUUUAACAAGAUGUUACUGAUUAUUUUGUAAUACUUAUAAUUUCCAAGAUGGUCUUUUCAAAAAAGA